Molecule: messenger RNA, 815 nt
Organism: Cynoglossus semilaevis (tongue sole)
Lineage: Eukaryota; Metazoa; Chordata; Actinopteri; Pleuronectiformes; Cynoglossidae
Product: 2-oxo-4-hydroxy-4-carboxy-5-ureidoimidazoline decarboxylase-like
Exons: 2
Coding region: 244-777 (177 amino acids)
Biological process (GO): allantoin metabolic process; urate catabolic process
Cellular component (GO): peroxisome
Molecular function (GO): 2-oxo-4-hydroxy-4-carboxy-5-ureidoimidazoline decarboxylase activity
Source: RefSeq, a predicted model, not a curated record
AUCAAAUAUUUCACUGAAACUCACUGUUUGUUUGGAGAUAUGGGAGUGAAAAGGUGAAGACAGGUGAAAACAGCCCUACUGACUUACAAAUGAAUCAGUGUCUGAGGAGUUUCUAUAAAAGCAGGUACAGUAUGUACGACUGUACUCUAAACCUGUUAGGCUGGUGUUCAUAUCCUUCCUACUUCCAACAGCAGGUUGCUGCCUCUCUAGGCUGGUGUCUAAAGACAAGCUAUAGCGUAACAAAUGACAACAAUGAACAUCAACACAGUCAACAGUCUUCCAUACGAGGAUUUUGUAAGUGUUUUCGGCAACGUGGUGGAAAACUAUACCAUCGUUGCUGCUGCUGUUUGUCUACAGCGUCCUUUCAACAGUCUGAAUGACUUGGAGGCCGCAAUCUGUGACUUCAUUGAUGCUCUGCCAGAAACAGGUAAAGAAGGAAUCCUCAGGUGUCACCCAGACCUCGCUGGCAGGGACCUCCAGAGAGGAACCCUGACCAAGGAGUCCAACGAGGAGCAGGCCAGAGCCGGUCUGGACGCACUGGAGUCCACAGAAGCCUCACGCAUGGCUCAGCUCAACCAGCAGUACAAGACAAAGUUUGGGUUUCCUUUUGUCAUCUGUGCUCGCAUGAACGACAAAGACAGGAUUUUACAGCAGCUUUCUGAGCGCUGUGGGAAUGAGGUGGAGCUGGAGAGGGAGCGCGGCAUAGAGGAGGUGAAGAAGAUCUGCAGCCUACGUCUCCACGGCCUGGUGAACACUGACAAGUUGAGCAAAAUGUAAAGUAUUCUUCUGCCACACCUGCAAGAAAGCCAGUUCCC